AUGCAAGAUUAUGUGGUCGUCAUAAUCGCUGUAACAUCAGCCUGUUGUCUUCUGGCGGCCAUUAUUUUGACAUUCCUUUUAUGUCGAAAUAGCAAAAAAACUAAACAAAAACAAGCAAUAGUGGCUCCUGUUCGUAAACCAUCAAUUCUUGGUGUCCAUCCGAAGAUUCCGGAUCCGAUCUUUACUAUUCCGGCUGCAAAGUCAACUGAGAAAGACAUAAAGUCAACAGAUACAUUAACAACCAGAAAAUUAUCUAUGAUGUUUGACGCUCGUAAAAGGUUUUCAUCAGCAUUUAAUCAACGACAGUCUUAUUUUGACUUUGAAAACUCUCCGCAGCCUCGUCAUAAAGAAUAUCUCGAUUUUAAUGAUAUCCAGAAAAUACUACCAACAGCACGUGCUGUUCCAUUAGCAACCACAGAUCUCAACAGAAAAAAUCUUGAUGAACCAGCUACAUGUAUAAGUAUAAUAGAAGAAUGUCCAUUUGGAAAUCAUGAUAUAGAGCCAGUUAGAGAAGUUUUUAGUGAAAAUCAUGUUUCAUUUCGACGGGAACGUCCACAUGUAGGAUGA
Auanema sp. JU1783 is the source of this 567-nucleotide messenger RNA. Lineage: Eukaryota; Metazoa; Nematoda; Chromadorea; Rhabditida; Rhabditidae. The record is from the annotation of a GenBank genome assembly.